GGUGAGGUGGAUCGGGUGGGUGGAUAGACUGGCUUUUUUUUUUUUGAUAAAUCAGCCUCUAAAUUCAGGGUGGAAAUCGCCUAGAACUACAAGUUGAAGAGAGCGGCUCACCAGUUUUUGCUGAAUUAAUACAAGAUCUUUUGUAAUUAAUAAGAGUCAGACAAGUUUUAAACCCUGUCACAUUAGCUGUGUCAUCUUAGUUGUGUUCUUUAACCUCAAAUCCUCAGUUUCCAAAAUUUACUUCACUCGGUAGUAAGGUGAAAUGCUUAGCUUCAGUGCUUAGCACUUGGUAUUCAUUAUUAUUACACUAUAUUUCCAAAGCAGCUACCUAAAAAGGUGUUCUUAUUUUAAAAACCGGCACAGUGUUCCGAGACGUGACAUUUCAGAAAAACAAAACUAUGAGGAUUCAUAUAUUCAUUAAUAUAUUGAAUGGAGAGCCCUGUUGAAGCAUUGGGCAUACAAAGAUGAAUGAGACGUGACCCUCACAGAAGCAGAGCUCAUAGGCUAGUUAGUCUAACCCUCAAAAGCUACUACUUUAAUUUGAAUUUUGGGAGUGUUGAGCAGCUGCUCUUUAUCAUUCUGCCUACUCACUUUCAACCCUAUUUCACUUCGAGUAGCUCAGUCUUGAAAAGGGAAGGAAAACUGGUCUGAUAGAGUAGGCUGGUAAGAACGGUCUGUCCUAGGAGACAUUGCCUAAGGGAAUAUUUACUUGCCGACUACAGUCUAUUGCAGUUAACUUCACCAAUGCCUGCCCUGUGUGCUUCUCACUAACAUGAUUCUAAGAGGAAUAAGAAAUCAUAGCUUUAGUUUGCUGAGUCAGGGCAAACUGGUUAGCCUAUCAGUCAAUAAAGUCUUUUAUCUUUCACAAAUUUAGCUGAUCAAAACUAACCAGAGAUCCUUGCCUUGAGCUUAAGUAGGCACGUUCACACAGGUUUUACUACCAAGAAUUAAUAGAAAACUAAGAUUUGUGUCUUUGCUGAUUCCCUUCCAAAUUAACUUUAUUUUUAUCUGUAAUAUUUGCAAGAACAUCAUUACUACAGCUACCAAGUUCCCAGCCACUUCUCUAUUUAUAAUAUAGUUAGUGAUCCCAUUUUCAGCAAUUUGAAGUACAAAAAAUAAUUUAAAGUUGGGAUUGAGCGACCCAUAUACAAAUGGAAUCACAAUAACAGUUUUCAGUUGUUGAAACAUACUAUGUGUUAAACAUUGUGCUAUUUGCUUUACUUCUUUGACUGUCACAAAGUCCUGUGAGUUAGCUGUUGUCAGUUUUUCAUAGAUAAGUCACAGAGAAUUUAAGUGUCUUGGUAAGCUUAGUAUACAGCUAAAAGUCCACUGAGGUGCGAUUUCAAUCUAGGUAUCUUUUGUCUCCACAGUCUUAGCUGUUGACCAUGGGAUAUAGAAGGAUGAGGGAAUUCAUUUCUUCAUGUAUUAGUUACCAGUGUAAUAAAUUGUCAAAGUAGUCCAGACAUUUUUUCAAAAAAGUAAUUUCUUCCCAGCUCUAAGCUGUAUACCAAUCUAUUAAUAUAUAAGAAAUAUUAUCUGAAAAGGUAAUUGUAAUAUUUAUUUUCUAUUACAUACCACUCUAUUUAGUUUAUAUGGACUACCUGAAACUAAAUUUCAUUUCUUUAAAAAAAAAAAAAUCAUUCAACUUACUGUUACUUUGUAUGGGUACAACUGAAAUGCAUUUUAGAUGUUUAUGUUUCCAGUGCUCUGAUCCUUGGUGAAUACCUUCAUUUUCAGGAUUAAAGACCCCAAGUCCAUUUCUGUGUACAAUUUUUACAACUCCAACAAGUCUUACAUACCCUCUGUGUCUCAGAACACUAUCAUCUCAUAUUGUUUCUUAUUAUCACGCAGUGUAGCAGCUGCCACAUCCUCUGUGCUUCCUGCUUGGUGCUAUGGGACUAUUUCAGAUGCUCAUAGGCACCCUCUAGGUUAGACAUUAUCUUUUGCCCACCUUGACUGGGGUUUUGCAUUUUUGCAAGUCACAGCCUAACAUGGAAGUGAAAGGCAGGGUUUGACGUUCCAGUGCUGCCAUCUGUUGUCAGUGUGCUCUGUCUGCAUUUAUUGCCUUGUCUCAGCCUACUUUAGAAUUUGGAAUCGUAUGUAAUCUCAAUACUGGUGAAAUUAAUUUUCCUAGGGAUAAUAAAAUCUUGAUACUUCUGUUUGCAGUUGCAUUGGCAGAAACCUCCAAUAACUGUUUCAUGAGUCAUGUUUAUGUGAUUAAAAUUUUCUAAUAUAAAUUAAACAUGACAGUCUUGCUUUAGGAACUUCCUACAGAGUUUUAUCAUAAGGUAUUACUAUGAAUAGAGUGGGGACUCGGAAAACUGGGGAAAAAGGGAAGAUGCUAAAGAUUUCUUUGGUAGGUACUGGUAAUUAGCUGCAAGGUUAGUAUAGAGUUCAAACAUUUAUUACUGCAUCAUUAAUUACAAAGGCACUGUGGUGAAUGGACACAGAAGAUCUCCCUUGGACUGGAGAGGGAGACUACCAUUUAUUGAAUGCUUGUGUGACAGGCCUUGUACUAAGCUUCACAUGUUUCAUUUACUCUCCAGUAAUCUACCAAGAAAAGGAAAAGGUAUUCAUUAAGUUCCAUUGGUUGCUAGAAACAGUUGUAUGAUGAAUAAAGAGGGCCAGGGAAAACCCACUACCUUUUUACUUUAGCAAUGUAGGAAAAGUCCUGGAAUAUCAUAUUCAUAUGUAUUAUUUAUAUUAUAUUCAUUCAUUUAUGAACAGUUUUCAACUUCAUAAUAUGCAUACUAAAGAAGUUUGGGCAUUCCAAAGUGAUUUAUUAGCCUCAUUGUCCUGGUCAUUUCUCUUAUAUACACAUGUGGAAUACCUGUUUGAUCUCCUGUUCUUAAAACUUGAGAAUUUUGAUGCAGUGUUGUAGGAUUAGCUCAAAAACCUCCUCUAAGAAACUUUCCUUUUUUCACAUGUGGUGCUAUAGACUCCAUCCCUGUUUAGUUUCCUGCAAAUACCUACUAUAACAUUUAUCAUACAUUUUUUGGAGCCCCUUAGACUGUAAACUCCAUAGCAACAAUAACUGUAUCUUGCAUACCUUUGAACCCCAGUUCCUAAUGUAGGACCUGGAAUAUGGUAGGAAUGCUGGAAACAUUUGUGUGAUCAGUUCAAUAAUGAAAACUUUACAACAGUCCACCAAGGAAAUUCUAAAAACAGCCCCUUUUCAAGACAUACUUUUGAUACGUACUAGAGAACAUAGCUAAACACAUGUUUUAUAUUGGCUCAGGAGUUAGGAAUAUCUAUAAAAUAUAUGUUAAAUAUAAAAUAUAUAUUCCUUUAAAAUCCAUGGAAUAUUUUCCCCAACCUAAAGAGAAAUGAUCAGGUUGAUUUGACUAAUAAAUCCAGUAUAAUUUAGGCUUCAAGAUUUUACCUAUUCCAUAGUAAAAAAAUGUACGAGAUAGUACAUUUUGUAUGCAGUAGCCAAACCUAAAAAUGAAAUACAACAAAAAAAAUUUUUUAAAAUCCCUAUUACUCUCUUUUUAUUCCCUUAUACUCUCAAAUAUUGACUAUAAAUGCUUUUCCAUUGUUCCUGAUCUACAUUCUUCAUUUACCCUUUCCCACAGCUCCAGGUUUGGGUUAGCAUUAUCUAAAACCACCAUUUAUCAGCAGUGGUAUCAGAGUUUACUAAUCAUUGAUUCUUCCUCUUUCAUCCACUGUCAAGUUACUGUUUACUUCUCAGAUUGUCAGACUUUACAGUUCAAACAGAACCCCCUCAUCAGCCUCUGUCUUUUACAGUUCUUCCAAUUUAGUUCUACAAGGGACCUAAAAUGAUUGCAUUCCAAACACCCCUUAAAGCUAAUUAUCUUUUCUUUGCACUCAUAUUAAAAAGUAUAAAAAUAUUUUAAAUGAUUUCAUUAGACUUUUUAUAGUCUUCAAAAUGAGCAAGUCAGAAAAGUAUAGUAUAACAAUUACACAAAAAGCCAUGUCACAACCAUUGUUGGAAAUAUAAUUUGUUUGGUUCUCGGUUGAUUGUAACUCACUCAAAACUCAUUUGGCCUACAAUGAGGUAUCACCUCACACCAGUCAGAAUGGCCAUCAUUAAGAAGUCUACAAAUGAGGGAGGUGGUAGCAACAUGCAGGAGGAAAGAUGGAAGACUACCAGGCUACCGAGGAGACUGCUUUUGUUGUUGAAGUGAGCAACAUUGUAAAACAGGCCAUAGAAAGUGCAAUCGGUGGCAAUGCCUAUCGGCACAGCAAAGUGAAUCAAUGGACCACAAAUGUAGAACAAACUUUAAGCCAACUCAUCAAGCUGGGGAAACCAUUCAAACACAUCGUGACCUGUGCUAUCAUGCAGAAGAGUGGAGCAGGACUACACACAGCAAGUUCCUGCUUCUGGGACAGCUCUACUGACAGGAGCUGCACUGUGCGAUGGGAGAACAAGACCAUGUACUGCAUCGUCAGCGCCUUCGGACUGUCUAUUUGACUGCCUCAUCCAGCCCAUGAUCUCUCCUUUUGUCUCAGCAUUUCUCUUCCAUCUUCUAACCACCAGCCAUCUAUUCACUGAACCCCUUUCUCAUUCCCUUUAAGUGUGUUUUUGUGGCACUCUCAAAACUUAGAGAAAAAAACCAAGUAACCGCACUGUUCUGCGACUUGCACAGCUUAAGUCAGAGGACUGGCUCACUCACCAGAGGCAGUCAGGAGCCUCUACUGUCGCUUGUCUUAACUGAUUAUUUCUCUUCAAAGGUGCUAAAAGCCGAAAUCUGCUAGUGUGAAACUUUCUCUACUCUCUGAAAUGAUUCAAAUACACUAAUUUUCCAUACUUUGUACUUUUGUUAGAAUAAUAAAUUAUUCCAAUUUAAAAAAAAAAAGAAGUCUACAAAUAAUAAAUGCUGCAGAGGGUGUGGAGAAGAAGAAACCCUCCUACACU
Camelus dromedarius (Arabian camel) is the source of this 4879-nucleotide messenger RNA. Its product is annotated as dynein light chain Tctex-type 1-like. Gene Ontology annotation, molecular function: dynein intermediate chain binding. The transcript has a single exon. Lineage: Eukaryota; Metazoa; Chordata; Mammalia; Artiodactyla; Camelidae. Gene Ontology annotation, biological process: microtubule-based movement. Gene Ontology annotation, cellular component: cytoplasm; cytoplasmic dynein complex. The record is from RefSeq and is a predicted model, not a curated record. Bases 4100 to 4435 code for a protein of 111 amino acids.